Molecule: messenger RNA, 2042 nt
Organism: Megalops cyprinoides (Indo-Pacific tarpon)
Lineage: Eukaryota; Metazoa; Chordata; Actinopteri; Elopiformes; Megalopidae
Product: CCR4-NOT transcription complex subunit 11-like
Exons: 7
Coding region: 381-1727 (448 amino acids)
Biological process (GO): negative regulation of translation; mRNA catabolic process
Cellular component (GO): CCR4-NOT complex
Source: RefSeq, a predicted model, not a curated record
CAGGUAGCUAGUUCGCUAGCCAUUGCACCGUGAUGAGUUUUAAAUUCCUGUAAGUUCCGAUGUGAAGAGGACUUCACAGAUUUGACAGCUUGCUAGUCAUAUUGGCAUAUAUUUCAGUUUUACCCAGUUUAUUUCAGUUAUUCUCUUCAAACCGUUAAUUUGUAAAGCGCUAGAUUUCCGACAAGGGAUUGUGCAUUAUGCGUCGUGAUCUGUAUGCGUUGCUAUUGUGGCGAGCCAACUAGUUAGCUAAUAUGCUACAAGGCUGCAAGAAAUCGAAGUACAAGAGAAGUUAAAUCUAGCUUGCUAAUCAUUCUAAGGAUUUGCUUCUUUAUUUUUUGCAUAUUUGGCAAGCUAGCUAGCUAGCCAACCCAAAAACAACAAUGACCCUGGCUCCGAAGGAGCUAUCGAAUCUGUUAGGGAUAAUUUCCGAAGAAGCUUGCUCUAACACUUUCGAAAGUCUGUCAACUGCCUUUCAUCAUUACUUUGGGAAGGCAGAACAUUUCCGUGUGGGUUCAGUUCUGGUGAUGCUGCUACAACAACCGGAUCUCCUAUCAGUCCUGCCAAGUUCUCCCCAGCGUCUUACGGCUCUCUACCUGCUAUGGGAAAUGUAUCGCACAGAGCCGCUCGCCGCCAACCCCUUUGCCGCGGUCUUUGCUCACCUUUUAAAUCCCCCACCAGUUGGAGAGGAGCAAGACAAACCUCUGUCUGGAUUUCUCCCACCUAUAACACAGCAGGAGAAGUUCUUCCUGUCUCAGCUCAUGCUAGCCCCUCCCAGGGAUCUGUUUAAGAAGACGCCCAAACAGGUGUCAUGCAUGGAUGUCGGAAACAUGCCUCAGUCCAUAGAUAUCAGCGGGCUUCAGCUGGCUCUUGCAGAACGACAGUCGGAGCUGCCCACACAAAGUAAGGCCAGUUUUCCCAGCAUCCUCAAUGAUCCUGACCCAGAUUCUUCCAAUUCAGGAUUCGACAGCUCCGUAGCCAAUCAAAUCACAGAGGCCUUGGUCACUGGGCCACGACCUCCCCUGGAGAGUCACUUUCGUCCUGAGUUCAUCCGGCCACCCCCUCCUUUGCACGUGUGUGAGGAUGAGCUGUCCUGGCUGAACCCCUCCGAGCCCGACCACCGCGUGCAGUGGGACCGCUCCAUGUGCGUUAAGAACAGUACCGGGUUGGAGAUCAAACGCAUCAUGUCCAAGGCCUUCAAGAGCCCUCUUUCUGCACAACAGCAAUCACAGCUGCUGGGAGAGCUAGAGGCAGACCCAAAGCUGGUGUAUCACAUCGGGCUGUCCCCAGCCAAGCUGCCUGACCUGGUAGAGAACAAUCCAUUGGUGGCCAUAGAGAUGUUGCUGAAGCUGAUGCAGUCCAGCCAGAUCACAGAGUAUUUCUCUGUACUCGUCAACAUGGACAUGUCCCUGCACUCCAUGGAGGUGGUGAACAGAUUAACAACUGCAGUUGACCUUCCUCCAGAAUUCAUUCAUUUGUACAUCUCUAACUGUAUCUCAACAUGUGAGCAGAUCAAAGAUAAAUACAUGCAGAACCGUCUGGUGCGCCUUGUCUGCGUGUUCCUGCAGUCUCUGAUCCGAAACAAGAUCAUCAACGUGCAGGACCUGUUCAUCGAGGUGCAGGCCUUCUGCAUCGAGUUCAGCCGGAUCCGUGAAGCUGCCGGGCUCUUCCGGCUGCUGAAGACUCUGGAUUCAGGAGAGACACCCCCAGAAGCAAAACCCGCCAAAUAACUCCCUGCCUCCCAAAUGACCCACAUCCUCCAUCUAUCAACUUCUCAAAGCCCUUCUCUGUUCUGACGCUCUACUUUUUGUAUAAGAAUGUACACAUUCUACACUUGCUGUUGAUUGUCUGUCAAAGAUUAAUUAUACUCAAAGAGAUUUGAAACAGUGUCACUUGUGUUGGAUAUGCUGCCAGUGACUGCACAGCAGAAGGAAGGCUGUUCUGAUCUGUUAUUUUGUCACUCUUUCCCUCUAAAUGAAAUGUAAAUGUUGAACCUUCACUACAUCACAAUUCUUUUCUACACUGGAUAUGCGCGACAGAAAUGC